UGAAUCACAUUAUAUAUCCAGCCAUGAUCAUCAUCACCACUUCAUAUCUCUUGAUUCUAUCACUCCUCCAUUGUGCUGAUGCAAAGGAGUGCAGUCCUUCAGCCUGCGGCGAUAUUCGCAAUAUCAGCAUCCCUUUCAGCCCAGCCACUGCGGCAGUUCCAUAUAUGAACUAACAUGCCAACACAAUGUCCCGUUACGUUCGUCUAUCUAAACUCUAUCAAAUACUAUGUCAAGCACAUCAACUAUGAUUCCUCCACCAUUAGGCUGGCUGAUGCGUCCAUAACCAAUGAUACAAUCUGCUCUUUCCCUAUCACUUCCCUCCAGAUUCUACAAAUUAGCCGAUCGUUCUUCUUCUCCAUACUAUAUUCUUGAUCCCUUUGAUGAAUUACUGUCAGUUAACUUUAUUAGUUGAUAAAUUCUUCCACUUUACAGAUAUUACUGCCUGUAAUUUAUCAAUUGCCAGAUUUAGAUAUGUAUAUGUUGGGUUCAUGUUCAUCAUACCCUCAGAGAUACCACAUAUGUGUAAGAUAGAUCUAAUAGUCUUGACAUCGUGGCUGGGUUUAGAGGAUUUGACGAAUGUUUCACUUUCACAAAUCCACCAAUCUCUCUUGUAUGGUUUUGAACUCAACUUCCGUGAUGAUUGCAAUGAAAAAUCCACAACAUGGGGGAAACUCAUACAGCACUUUUCAGGACCAAAGUGCAAUGUCCUUAUUCCUCUUGCCAUUUUACGUGCCUACAUGAUUUUCAUAAUUGCAGGGGUAAGCCUUCUUGUGAUGAUCAUCAUCGGAAUUGCAGGUGUUCUAGCACUAUCAUUUACUCCUACUUCGCUUUUGGAAAAUAUACUACAAUACAGCUACUACGAUCAGACUAUGCUAGAAGCAGCUAAUCACAUUGUAUUCAUUGCAUUUUUCGCAGGUUGUUUGGCAGUUAUAGGUAAGCUCUUAAUAUAUAAAUGUCUAACAAUGGAUAAGAUAUCCAUCAGGGGUGGGGAAUUAUACCGAAAUAUUGUAAUACAAGAUUUACUGUAGUGAAAAAAUAUCGAAAAUAUCGAUUUUUCGGUAUACCGUAGUUUUCGGUACGGUAACGGUAUAAAAAACUACCUUACCGAAAGAGAAGAAUAUACCGAAUUUCGGUAUACCAACAAAUUCGGUACGGUAUCGGUAUAAUAUUUUGUCAUACCGUAACUUUCAGUAUGGUAUACGGUAUGACACUCCCGGUACGGUAUAACAUACCGAACCAACUCUAGAUAAGAUAAGAUUGUUAAUUUUGUCCCCCAAAGCGUGCCCUUAUUUUUUAUUUCAUGCCAAAUGGUUCGCUUCAUAAGUACGUCUUCUAUCGAGAAAAUACCUCUUCAUUGGAUUGGGAUACGAAAUUUAAGAUUGCAGUUGAAAUGGCUCGAGGGAUCAGAUAUUUGCACCAUGGUUGUGACAUCCAGAUCUUGCAUUUUGACAUCAAACCUCACAAUAUACUUCUUGAUGAUAAGUUCGUCCCAAAAAAUCAGAUUUCGGGCUAGCAAAAUUGUGCGCUACAAACAAGAAGGCAGUGACAUUGACGGCUGCUAGAGGAACAAUAGGCUAUGUUGCUCCUGAACUUGUCAAUAGAAGUAAUGGUGCAGUGUCUUACAAGGCUGAUGUGUAUAGCUUCGGGAUGUUGUUGAUGGAAAUGGUUAACUUAAAUAAAGACUUGACAAGUAACGAUGAUAAUUCUAGUAAGUAUUUUCCAAACUGGAUAUAUGACCACUUGAACGAAGGUAGGAACAUUGACAUCGGGAAUGUUGAUGAAAAUGAUGAUAGAAACAUUAGUCGGAAGAUGACUAUUGUCGCAUUAUGAUGCAUACAAAUGUGUCCAGACAAUCGUCCAUCAAUGAAUGAGGUGUUGGAGAUGCUAGAAUGUGAUGUCGAACAUUUGCAGAUUCCUGAUUAUUCAACAUAUAUGGCAAGAAAUGAGGACGAACACGGGGCUACAGAUUCAAAUGCUUCCAUAUCAUUGUUGCAUGAUAACAACGACAGCCACAUUGUUGAAAUUAUUAGUACUGCUUGAAAUAUUUGUGUUAUCAUCUAUUUUUACAUUGAAACAAGUUCCACUGGUUGUGUAUUUGUGAUAUGUUCAUAAUCAUAUGUAACAUGAA
Molecule: messenger RNA, 2128 nt
Organism: Salvia splendens (bonfire salvia)
Lineage: Eukaryota; Viridiplantae; Streptophyta; Magnoliopsida; Lamiales; Lamiaceae
Exons: 6
Coding region: 381-1028 (215 amino acids)
Source: RefSeq, a predicted model, not a curated record